GGUUUGUAAAGAUUUUAAAAAGCUAACAGUGUCUGUGGCAGAUAAAUUACAGUUUAAUUUAAAGAAAUACAUUUGUGAACCUAUUAAAAAAAUCUAAAUCUCAGUUUUAGCCACGCCGACUUCGACCUUUUUAUUUUUUCUGUUUCCCCUCUGCAGGUCGACACUAUCAGGUACAUAAUGAAAAAAACAAAGCAAACAUUUGUUUGUCCAACUAGACUUGGGUGCCCCCGAGUCUCCGGUCAGCUAGAAUAAAAGCUAAUAAACCAGGUUAAUGUCAGAAUGGCUGAUUUGGUGAAGCUACAGCAGCUUACACAAUGCCUCCAUGCAGGAUCAGGACAAACACCGAGCUUUGCUUGCGAAGUUCAAAAUACAAUAAGGUGCUUCUCUUUAAAGCAGUGAAGCUCGCUGCGAGUCGAUCCAUUCAUCAGUAUCAUGAUGGGAUUGAGAAAAACAGAGUAAGGUGAUCUGCAGCGCCAGGCGAGCGUUUUCUUUUUCCUCCUGCUGAGCGCUCACACCACUGUCACUGUCACCUAACCUUACAGGCCGCAUUAAUAAUUCAGCAACCUGCUGAAAGUCAAGCAGACGUUAGCAGAUGAAGGAUGCUUGCAGAACAUGAAAAGCUUUUUCUUGAUGGAUCACAGAUGAAACGUCACGUCUUUUUAUGAGCCUUUUUCUUUAGGAUGUGAGAACAUCAGAACUUCUGCAGACAUGGGGUUUUGGUGUCUGUGGUGGAUUUUUAGUUCAGGUGUGGCUCCUGAAAGGGACAACAGUCAGUUUAAUAAUGAGCGGCUGCACUGCCGGCAAGGUUUCUAUUGUCCUCCUGAAAGUUUUAGCCCCGUUCCCUGUCCCAAGGGGACAUACGGACCAGAUGUUGGAGCUGUGUCUGUAGAAAGCUGUUUGAAGUGUCCUUCUCACUACUACUGUCCUCGACCAGGAAUGUUUUCCCCUCUGACUUGUGGUCCGCUGGCUCAGCAGCCCCUGUCUGGACAGCACUCCUGCACCUGUCCAGGGGAGGGACAACAUUUUCAGAGCAGUGAUGGGCGCUGCAUCUGCAGCACCGGCUAUCAACCCACCAGCAAUGAAGAAGUGUGUGUGGAACAGCUGUACAGCGUCUGCAGAGAUGGGAGAUCACGCACACAGUAUGGAGACUGCUUCGACAAGCAACAGUGGUCGUCUCACUGCAGACGUGAGGUGUGCCAAACUGCAGAGGACUACCGUGGUUAUGACAGGGAGUUGGGUCUGUGUGUGUGCAGAGACGCACCUGGAAGAGCCAUGUGUGGAGGCCUUUGUAGGAGAAAAAUGGAGAGUGACCUGAAGCUCCAGUGUGGCUUGGAUGGAGACCUGGAACUGGUGUGGAGCUACGAAAGUCAGGUGUCAGACCUCUCAGGCGGCGUGCUGGAAACUGUCUUUAAAAAGUGGGACUCCCAGGGGAAUCUGCAGUGCAACAGCCAAAACAAAUCCUCACGUCCUGUCUAUAUUGUUCAAACAACAGAAGCAGGAUUCUUCGGCCUCCUCGGUGGCAUCCCAAAGGAAAUCCACCAGCUGUUUCCUGACAGCACGCACAGUUCGGCAGACAAAGAAAACAGAUUUUUGCACGAGGUCGAGAGGGAGGAAGAUAACAUUCCUGCAGAUGGAGAGGUUCAUUUAAGAGAGAGUGAUGUCACUGAAGAAAACAAGAUGUUAUAUAUAAAUGGAGUUUUGAACCCAACAACAUGUCUCCAUCUGGGUGAUAUUUUACUGUUCAUCGUCAACACGCUUCACUACCCGUUCUAUGAUGUUGAUAACCUGUACAACACAAACAGUCACUUUGACUGGGGUGCGUUCAGACUCCUUAAGGAAGAGCUGACUCUUUCCUGGACUCCUCCAGCCAUCUUCACAGUUGUCUUUAGCCAACCUGGAGUUUAUGUUUUUACUCUCAGCAGCAAUCAGCACAAACACAUGUAUGUGCGAGUGAUGCCUGCAGGAGGCCAGUGCUACGAGCCGGGCCCUUUUUUCCCUACACUCCCUCGUCAUGUGACCAGGAUGGGGAUCAGACGAAGACGUGACCUGUUGCUUCGGCCGGACUGGCUGGUGGCUGGAGGGCUGCUGUUCGGAGCUGUGAUUGUUCUCUGUCUAUGUGUAGCAGUGCUGAUCAUGUUCCGUGAGUAUGGAUGGCCACAGAAGGAAACAAUCAGAGCGAGGUAUCGCUCUUUGCAGUUAUCCUACCAAAUGGAUGAUUACUCAUCAAAAGGUUCAAGGGUUAUCUCGCUUAGGAAGACUCACCGGAAGCAACAAGCUGGAGUGACACAAGACUCCAUGCAGCCAGUUGCCUGCGCGGAUGCCUCGGAUGAGUUUUGGGAUUAUGAACACCAGGUGGAUCUGGAGGCGUUCAGCAGCAACACCUUCUACAGCCUGCUGCUUAAGCAAAGCCUGUCUGUCACAACGCGACUGGGGCAGCUCACAACUGAGGUGAAGGAACUUUAUCAGGGAGUCCUCGGGAAACUGCAACUGCUCCACCCAAGCAUGAUUGCUGAAGAGAGGGUGGGGGACGGCUAUGAGAGGAUGAGGAGGGAGAUGGAGAAAGAAGUGGUGAGACGGAAAUCUUUAGCUUCACAGCUGCGGAUUCUGCUGGACAGCCAGUUGCAGGUUCUGAGGCGGGAGCACCAGGCCAAGCAGAGGGUCUACUGUGUGUUCACAUCUCAUCUCAGAGAGUGCACACGGCUACUAUCCAAGAUAAAUAACCACAGCCAGCCUUUCUGUGAGCUGCAACAGCAAAUCAUCAUGCAGAAGCUCACAGCUUUGACGGAUGAAAUGGGAGAACUGUUGUCUGCGGAGUGCCACCGUCAGGGAGCAUGGGGGCUGUUGGGAGAGGGUACGGGGGCCAAGCUGCUCUGUCCUGACUCUAGGACAGUUCUGAACAAAGAGGACAUAUUUAGUCCUGAUGGGUCUCUGCGGAUCUCCGGCGCCGUUGACUCUGAUGCAGUCACAGGCCUCAUUAGGCCAAACGCUCACAGCCACAUGCUGCUGAACAGCGGCCACACCAUGGCCGUGCCGCCUGAUUUCUUCCUUCACCCACAGACUGGUAGAGUUCUGCCCAUCGUUGGCAACGUGGCCUACGAUCCAGUCAGCGCUACAUUAGUGAUCAUUACUGACCUCUGCACAGGUGACUCCAGGAAAUGGGACAGUCCCCUCCUUCCCUUCAUCCCCUAUCCAACCUCCCCUCACUCGGACCAGCCUCUGCCUUGCUCUCGCCUCAGAGGCCUCAGACCGGGCCAGAGACUCCAGCUGGGCAUUCCCAUGCCAGACCCAGACACAGGAGUCCCAGUUCCCAUUCUGGCAGUAACCAUUCACCCCCAGACUGGAUUAGUCUACCCUCUUGGUAGGCUAAAUGUCUGCCCAUUCUCCCGCCUGCCACAGCCCAUACAAAUUGGUUAUCCAAUGCUGGACUCCAGGACGGGGAACCUUGUUCUCACUGUUGGGGUUAAUUUAGAUCCAGUAACAGGAGAUGUGCAGCCAGUAGGAGGAGUCCUGCUGGCCGAGUCCUUAAUGGAGCCUCUGAGUGGGCGGAUGGUGAGAAUGGGAGGGGCCAGCACCAGGGCGGGACAGCUGGUGCCAAACGCAGGAGGGUACCAAACCUUACUAGACAGCAAGGUUCUGGUUGAGAUGUUUAAAGUUUUGGAUCUUCUGAAGUCACUUACUGAGGAGUGGGAUUCAGAUCCAACUCUGCAGCACAUGCAGCUCCAUCCAGGCAGCGAGAAUCCAAGUGGUCAACAAGAUGAUCUUGUUUCUGUGACCAAGGAGCUGGAGCGGUCCUGGGGAAAGAGUCUGCACUGCCAGCUGCAGCUGUGGACCCGGCUGGAGAUGCUGCUGGACUGGACUGUGGGUCUCAUGAAGGAUGGAGGCACUCUGGGAGAGAUGCCUUUGCCAGGUUCAGAUGUGCGUGUUCCAGCUCUGCUAGGUAUGGAAUAUCCUGACCCCAUGGGAUCUGGUCUUAGCGUUCCUGUGCUUGGGUGUCAGCGAGAUCCCAUCUCUGGGAAAACAAUUCCCUUGGCUGGAACCAUGGAGGACCCAGAUGGAAAAGGCCUGGUGGCGAUCCGGUAUGGAUCCCAGACUGUUGACGCAGUAACUGGGCUGCUGGCACCGGUAGUUGGACUGAGGCUGGAUGUAUCUCGACAAAACAUCAUACCAGUCACAGCUUCAUACUGGUUAAUGAUGGCAGAACAAACUGAUAGUAUACAGGUUGAGGCUUUGCAGAGAGAAGUGUGUGUGAGAAACACCUACUGGCAGCAGCAGAGGCAGCGUGAGGACGAUUUCCUCACCGAUCUGGACUCAGUUUUGAUCCAGAGUGUCUGUAGAGUCACAGAUGCACAGAUUCGGUGGUCAGGGAAGCAACUGAGAGAUGUAGCUACAGAGCUGCAGGAUUCAGCCCAGACUGAGGUCCAGAGGAGAGCAGCUCAGCGCUCCUAUCUGGCUCUGAUCCUGCCUCCACACGUGUUACACAUCCUCACAUUUGGUGAUGAAGAGGAGUGGGAUCAGCAGUGUGUUUGGCACUCGACGCUCAUGUCUGGACUUGAUAAGCUGGAUGUGUGUGUGGAUCAGCUGCAACAAGACUAUGAGAAAUGGAAGUCACAAGCUGGAGAUUGGUCUACAAACCUUAACGCAAUGGACAAAGAGCUGAGGCAGAGAGAGACAUUGCAGCUGUGCAGUUCCAGACAGACAGAGCUGGACACUUCUCUCACUUCGCUGCACUUUGUCAGACAUCUUUCUCAGCUGCGUGCCAAAACUGCACAGGCUGUGCUGAGUGGGAACUUCUGGUUCAGGGACUUUGGUCUGGUCCAGAGCUGUGUGCAUAAACUGAACGUGACAAUCCCUGCCUCUCUCCAGCAGAGGGCCCUGCCUUUGCUGGAGAGACUGAUUCAUCUCCUGGAAGAAAAGCAGCCAACCGGCUUCUCCUCUAACUUCUGCAAUCAGCACAUCUCUGGAUUCUCAACAAAGCAGGCAGAUUGUGUGGAGAUGCCUUCCAGAGUCUGGACUGCUUCUGUGCCUGUGGGAAAAGGUCUCUCUACUCAGUCUUUGAGGGAGCCUGUGGCUCGGUCCCAGGAGAUCGGUCUUCAUGCAAACUCAUUACUGACACAAAACAACUCAGAAAGACAAACAGCAUCUUCUGGAGUUCAUUCUCAAGAAAGUCAACAGACGAAGGGAUCUGCUCCGUUGGCACACAUAGCUGUCCCCACCUUUUCAGAGGAGCAGUGGAAACGGCUGCUGGAGCUCUCUCCUCUAUUCCAGCUGUUAAAGGAGGUGGAGCUACAGCUGAAAGCCAGGGCUGGGAGGGCAGGGCUUCUUAGUCAAGACCUCAAUGGUAAAGGUUUCAUGGAUGUCCUCGAUGCUCAGUGGGAAUGUGAGGGAGAGCUGAUCCCUUUGAAUCUGUCAGUGCUCAACCCCAGAGAGUUCCUGGUCUACCAACAUGGAUUAUUCCUGAUCAGUACACUACAUCAUCUACAACUGACUCCAGCUGUUUCCCUUCAAAUAGCAGCUAGCCUCCCAAACAACAACUAUUUCAACAAUGCCUUCAGGAAUUCUUUUUUUUAUCAGGAAGCGGAGGAGAUGCUUUUUGUCCGUCGCCAGAGGUUGCAGUCUGUUGGAGGCUUCUCUCUCAUGUUGAUUCAUUGUCUGUCUCAUAUCAAAAUAAAAGACAUGAGCCCAGACUCCAGUCCCGCCUUCCAGAGGCUUUUCUUCAAGUCUCUUCAGGAGUGCCUGGGACAACUCUUUCUGGCAAAAAUGGACACGUCCCCCUCUGGACUGUCCAGUUUGUCUGAGCCAUUUCAGGAGCAGGAAGACGUAACAGAAGUUUUGUCCGACCCCCAUGGUGUGGCUCUGCUUCACAGAAUUCACAAACCAAGCAGAAGAUUGCUGUCUGAAGAUGUUGAGAAAAUGCAGUCGAAGCACAGAGAGACAUCCUUGUUCACCCAUGUUGAAGGACUUCUGGAGGACAGAAAGUCUGGGGCCAUCGAAAGUGGAGAAGACCAGACUGAAUGAACUUACAUGUAUUUCUGAGAUCAGAAUCUUAUUUCAUAUUUCUUGUGUUGUCUCAUAAACCUGCUUGUAAGUUUAUUACUUUUGUCUUUGUAAAAUGCUACAAACACACACACACACACACACACACACACACACACACACACACACACACACACACACACACACACACACACACACACACACACACACACA
Nothobranchius furzeri (turquoise killifish) is the source of this 6207-nucleotide messenger RNA. RefSeq lists its product as uncharacterized. NCBI's taxonomy places the organism in Eukaryota, Metazoa, Chordata, Actinopteri, Cyprinodontiformes, Nothobranchiidae. The record is from RefSeq and is a predicted model, not a curated record.